Cyprinus carpio (common carp) is the source of this 3796-nucleotide messenger RNA. Its product is annotated as inositol-tetrakisphosphate 1-kinase-like. Gene Ontology annotation, biological process: inositol trisphosphate metabolic process. Gene Ontology annotation, molecular function: inositol-1,3,4-trisphosphate 6-kinase activity; ATP binding; inositol-3,4,5,6-tetrakisphosphate 1-kinase activity. Lineage: Eukaryota; Metazoa; Chordata; Actinopteri; Cypriniformes; Cyprinidae. Gene Ontology annotation, cellular component: cytoplasm. The record is from RefSeq and is a predicted model, not a curated record.
UCACAGCGGCUUCAGCAGCGGCACAAACCUCCUGUCAUGCUUCAGGAGGAAUAUAGCACACACGCGCGCGCGCGAUCCGGACUGAACUGAGCCCAGCCCCACCUCAGGAGGAGGCUGUGCUCGCUCUCUAGGUGUCUGGAUUGAGAGCAGAUCGCAUUCGAUCCAUCUGAUCAUCACCAGAGCGCCUUUAAUUCUCAGUCUCAGCGACAGACAGACAGCAACACGAGUCAUGGAGACCAGACUGCCCUCCAGCUAGCUAACCGCUAUCCGAUCGGAGCCCGAAAACAUGCGCUAGACAGUUAUUUACCCUGCUGCAUCUGCUCUUUCAGUGUUUCCACGGGGGAGAAAACACGACUUGAAGAUUUCUGACAUCCAUCAGUGAGACUUGAGAUGAUCUGAAUCUGAAAGGUUUUAUACGAAGACUGUUUCCUGUUUUCACUGGAGUGACACUGCUGUCACAUCUGGCAUCAGUAGCUGAAGAUGCAGACUUUCCUGAGAGGCAGACGAGUGGGCUACUGGCUCAGCGAGAAGAAGAUGAAGAAACUCAAUUUCCUGGCCUUCGCAGAGAUGUGCAGGAAAAGAGGAAUAGAAGUUGUUCAGCUUGACCUGAGUCAGCCAUUAGAGGAGCAGGGUCCCCUGGACGUCAUCAUUCACAAGCUAACAGACCUGAUCCUGGAAGCGGACCAGAAUGACACCCAGUCCCUGCUGCUGGUGCAGCGUGUGCAGGAUUAUAUUGACGCACACCCGGAGACCAUCAUUCUUGACCCACUUCCAGCCAUCAGAACUCUACUGGACCGCUGCAAAUCCUACCAGCUGGUGCACAGGAUAGAGGACUGCAUGAGAGAUGUGAGGAUCUGUUCUCCUCCAUUUAUGGUGCUGAACAGUGAGUGUGGCCCAGACACGCUGGAGCAGAUCAAGCAGCACGGUCUUACAUUCCCUUUCAUUUGCAAAACACGGGUUGCUCACGGAACUAACUCUCAUGAGAUGGCUAUAAUAUUCAACGCAGAGGGCCUGAAGGACGUGAAGCCACCGUGUGUCAUUCAGAGUUUUAUAAACCACAAUGCCGUGCUCUAUAAGGUGUUCGUGGUGGGCGAGUCACACACUGUGGUGGAGAGACCAUCACUCAAGAACUUCCCCUCUGGACCGUCUGACAGAAAAGCAAUUUUCUUCAAUAGCCACAAUGUGUCCAAGCCAGAGUCAUCCUCUGACCUCACAUCUAGAGAUAAUGUAGAAGGUGUUUCGCAGCCACCGAAUGAUGAUGUCAUUAGGGAAAUGUGUAAAUCUCUUCGAGAAUCCCUCGGCGUUUCGCUCUUCGGCAUUGAUGUCAUCAUUAACAACCAGACGGGCCAACACGCUGUCAUUGACAUCAAUGCAUUCCCUGGAUAUGAGGGUGUCCCAGAGUUCUUCAGUGAUCUCCUGAACCACAUCAUCAGCGUCCUCCAAGACCCUUCGGCCCCGCCCCCUCCCGGCCAGCUGCCUGCUUUGGGCACAGGAGAGCGCAACUGCGCCCCAUCCCAGGAGUGCUGCGGCAUGCUCGGCAAAGAGUCGGACAGCAGCCCCUGGAUCGUGGAGGGCGACGGUGGUCUGAAAGGCCCGCGUCAGAGACUGGGCUGCAACACAGCUAUGUCCCCCAACUUCCAACAGCACUGCGUGUCCACGAUAGCCACUAAAGCCUCUUCACAAUGACUGCUGUCCCCCCGUCCCGCCAUCCUUCCCUGAUCAAAUUGUGAAGACAAACUGAAUAAUAACUAUUAUACUGGUAAUAUAUCUGUAAUCAAAAAUCAGCUAUAUAGCUAAUAAUCAUGAUGUUGAUAAUGGGCAUUGGAUUCUGUCUCCUAUGCCUUUGGAUAUGUUUUCUUUUUUAAAUUUCUUUCUCUUUAGUCUAACAACUCAUUACUGUAAUGUGAACUUUUGGGAAAUUAACAUUGAUCAAAAUCCGUUUUAAUUUGAAGCACAGUGCAAAAUGAGUGGUUGUUAGUUCAUUGAACACACUAGGCAUGUUGGAUACUUAAGCUGGAAAAGGUUGUGAAGUUUUUCUUUUGUUGCUGAUAGAAAAGUCUAACGGAUAUCAGUGUUUUUAAUGACACUGAACACAAACACACAGAAUAAUCUAACAAAUAGGACACCUAAAAUGUCUUUGUGCUCUGUAUUUAGCGGCAAUCCUAUAUUGUGAUGAUCGGCGGUGUAUAUCGUUGUGCAGCGUCUGCAAAGCUCUUGUAGGCCGUGUGCCACUGUGUUUGAUCUUGUGACACUCCGUAAUCUUUUCAUAAUGCUCCAAAAGACUUUGAUCAUCCUUCCAUAAACAUUGUGAGACCUGAUAAUGUUCAUGUGCAUUUCAAUGCGUCAUAUCAUAAGGUGAAGUUCCAGGUGAACUGUCAAGUAUCAUUAAUGUUUUGAUAGUUUUAGGAAAGUCGACUCUCUGAAGAAGUUCUACUGUUCUUCUAAAAUUCUUCUAAUUUUUUUUGUUUUUGUCAAUGUUGCGCUUGACUGGACGGUUGCAAGAGGAUAUUCUGACAUUCCCUGUAUGCGUGUGUUGUUUUUUUAGCAGACGGUCCUAUAAAAGUUCAGAUGUUUUGUAUAUGAUCCAGUUUUGAAAGUCAUAUUUAUGACUGUGCUUCAGGUUAGUACAGACCCUUUUGAACAAACUGCGCUAGAUGGAUGUUAAUGUAUAUGUUGGGAGUAUUUUGUCUUGUUCUAAUUGCUAAGAAGAACAACACAUCUCUUCUACAAAGGGUUCAACGCUUUGACUCUAGGUUACCGUUCCUCGUUUAAAAGGAAAAUGGACAGAUUUGUAACAUAUUCUUCAUUAUAAAUGGAAUAAUUGCUAACUUGUUUGAAAAUCACUAAUGAAUACAAAGUAUUUGUUUUAUACAUCAUAUAGUUAGCCAUACAUUGCUGAUUUAAAUCCAUCUGUUUUGUAAAAUGCCAUGAGGCAGUUGAAGCACUAAUUAAUUUCAACAUUUAUUUAGCACUAAUAUCAAUGUCUUUAAAACCAUCUGAACAAUUUAGCAGUACUUUAUAUAUUAAUUAAAAGGUAAUAAAGCCAAAAAGUGAUUUGCAGCUUUUUAGGUUCUCUUUUGGUAAUGAAACAUCCCACAGCGUUUUUUGUACAAUUACAAAAAUGAUCAUCUUAUGUGUAUUCAUGUUUCUAAAAGAAACUUCGCCCACUUAGUGCCCAUAAAGUGACUUGGAUAACUCCUACACGUUUGAAGACCUACAGAAAACAGCUUGUUUUUGUUCACUGUGAGAGGAAUGAAUGUGUGGAGAUAUUUGACAAACAAUGUCUUAAUGUGGUAAACAGUGGACUGCUGUCAUCGGCAUCUGCUCCCAUUCUGUUCAGUUUAUAUGAAGUGAAUGUUUAUGCCACUCCACUGGCCCUUUGCACCUUAUGUUAACGCUUUUCUUGUUCUGAUGGGGUCCAUUUUUUAAGAUGAAUAUUUUCAUAAGUAUACCAAGCUGUCCUUUUCUAUAGUAACUCACUCCAUUGUUAUGGAAUACAAAUUAUGUGGUCAUUAUCAUUUUGAAGCCAUUUCAAUAACGAUUAGCCGUUUUUUAUUUUUUAUUAUUAGACAUGUAGCCUCUUGCUUGCAAUAGGAAUUUAUGUCAAGAGUGUUGGAAUAUGUUUAUAUGAUUAAUGGGGGGUGUGUUCAGAUUAAGUUUGCAUUUUGUACAUCAUGAAAAAUGCUCCAAGUCUGAGUCGGUUGAGAGAAUGACAGCCUUCAACACAGAUUUACCUUUUGUCUCUGUACUUUUGCCUUCAUUGUGCUAUCAAAUAGAAAAUCUCCUCACCUACUAA